AUGAAGUUCUCUACCCUCAUCAGCUUGGCGGCCGCCGCUACCACCGCUAGUGCUUCAUACAUCAACUACACCACAGUGACUGGAUAUUUCCUUCAAGAUGACCCUUCCACCAAUCCUUCAACAUUUGUCUACUAUCAAGAAGACUUUGGCCUGAUCAAUCGCACCUACACCGGCCAGGGCAAGGCACACGGAAGAAGCCAAUGGCAAAAGUUUUACCAAGAACUCAAGCGAAUGAAUCGCGAGUCGCCGGAGAAUGUGCAGUACAAGGUCUUCUUUUUCGGCAGACACGGUGAGGGAUACCACAAUGCGGCCGAGUCGUUUUACGGAACGCCUGCUUGGAAUUGCUACUGGGCCGAAGUGAAUGGCAACGGCACAGCCACCUGGAACGACCCAGCCUUGACUCCCAAUGGAAUCUCCCAAGCCCAGAUCGCCCACAAAUACUGGCAAACCCUGAUCGACGAGGAGAAGAUCCACACUCCCGACGCGUACUAUGUAUCCCCCCUAACCCGCUGCUUGCAAACCGUCGAUAUCACCUUCUCUGGCCUGGACAUGCCCCACCCCAGCGCAGAAUUCAAGCCUAUCGUCAAGGAACUUCUCCGCGAAGGAAUCAGCAUCCACACCUGCGACAACAGACGAAGCAAGACGUAUAUCCGGAACCUCUACCCCGAGUGGACUAUCGAAGAGGGCUUCACCGAGAACGACGAAUACUGGAAUGGCAUCAGCGAGGAAACCAGCUCCUCCCAAGCCAUCCGCUCAAAGAAAGCCCUCGACCAAAUCUUCACGGAACUCAACAAUGUUGAAGAAAGCGACUGCGAGCCCGCGGGUGACAACCUCUUCGUCUCCGUGACCAGCCACUCCGGCGAAAUCUCGUCGUUGUUGAGCGUGCUUGGUCAUCGCCCAUUCAGACUUGCUACUGGUGCGGUGAUCCCUGUGCUCGUUAGAGCCGAAACAAUGAAGAAGACCGUUCCGACCGCGUGCCAGACUUGGGCCGUGAACCCUCAUUGUACAGCUCCCCCCGUGACCUCGGCUGACGUGUGUGUUUGUUCUGCGUCGGCGACACCAGUGACCACGCCGUUGGUUACUAUUACUUCUGAGCCUCCAACUGUUACGGCGACUGUAUGUUAUUGA
Messenger RNA from Talaromyces marneffei, 1128 nucleotides. RefSeq lists its product as uncharacterized. Gene Ontology annotation, molecular function: phosphatase activity. Bases 1 to 1128 code for a protein of 375 amino acids. Gene Ontology annotation, cellular component: cytoplasm. The record is from RefSeq and is a predicted model, not a curated record. Lineage: Eukaryota; Fungi; Ascomycota; Eurotiomycetes; Eurotiales; Trichocomaceae. The transcript has 3 exons.